AUGUCCGGUGCCAGGAAUAUUUCAGUCGCUCUGCGAAGGGCUCGUGUGCCCAAGCCUCGCUGCUUGUUCCGCCCUGUCGCUGCGGUCCAGACUCCCUCCUUCGCCGCCACACGCACCUUCACUGUUACCGCCAGCGCCAAUGCGACCAAGGAGAUUCAGUACACCACCAAUGCUUAUCCCAACCUCAAGCGUGACCCGAAGUUCGCCGAAAUCUCUGCCGACGAUGUCAAAUUCUUCAAGGAGUUGCUGGGCGCACAGUCCGCCGUGAUCGAUGGAGUGACCGCCGACAACGCUGAUGAUAUCGAACCCUUCAACAGCGACUGGAUGCGCAAGUACCGUGGCCAGACCAAGUUGGUCCUGAAGCCCCAGACCACCGAGGAGGUUAGCAAGGUGCUACAAUACUGUAAUGAGAAGAAGUUGGCUGUUGUGCCCCAGGGAGGCAACACGGGAUUAGUCGGAGGCUCCGUGCCCGUCUUCGACGAGAUCGUCAUCAACCUUUCCCGCAUGAACCAGAUCCACUCCUUCGAUGAAGCGUCCGGAGUCUUGGUGGUUGACUCUGGUGUUAUCCUGGAGGUAGCUGACCAGUACUUGGCCGAGCGGAACCACCUUUUCCCGCUGGACCUGGGUGCUAAGGGCUCAUGCCAUGUCGGCGGUAACGUUGCCACCAACGCCGGUGGUCUGCGUCUGCUCCGCUAUGGCAGUCUCCACGGUACUGUGCUUGGUGUUGAAGCGGUGCUGGCAGAUGGAACCGUCGUGGAUGCUAUGUCGACCCUGCGCAAGAACAACACUGGCUAUGACUUGAAGCAACUGUUUAUUGGCGCCGAAGGUACCAUUGGCAUUAUUACGAAGGUCUCUAUUCAAUGUCCUUCUCGCCCCAAGGCCGUUAACGUCGCGUAUUUCGGAGUGGAGAGCUAUGACCAGGUCCGCAAGGCUUACCAGGAGGCCAAGGGACACCUGUCCGAAAUCCUUUCCGCUUUCGAGUUGAUGGAUGGGCGCACUCAGAAGCUGGUUCACGAGUCGACUGGCAACAACUAUCCCCUCGAAACCGAGUAUCCUUUCUACUGUCUGGUGGAGACCAGUGGUUCUAACGCUGAGCAUGAUAUGGCUAAGCUGGAGACCUUCUUGGAACACGUCAUGGGUGAGGGCAUUGUCGCGGAUGGUGUUUUGGCUCAGGAUGAGACUCAAUUCCACUCGAUCUGGCGGUGGAGAGAGGGUAUUACGGAGGCCUUGAGCCACUUGGGCGGGACCUACAAGUAUGACGUCUCCAUUCCUCUGCCCGAGCUGUACCAGCUGGUUGAGGACUGCAAGGAGCGUUUGACGAAGCUUGGCUUCGUGGGAGAUGACGAUUCCUUCCCUGUUCGGGCCGUUGUCGGCUAUGGUCACAUGGGUGAUUCCAACCUGCACUUGAACAUUUCUGUGCGGCAGUACAACAAGGAAGUCGAGAAGGCCAUCGAGCCUUGGGUGUAUGAGUGGAUCCAGCAGCGCAAAGGUAGCAUCAGCGCAGAACACGGCCUGGGUCUGGCCAAGAAGGAAUUCAUCGGAUACAGCCAGAAUGAGACGAUGGUGAAGUUGAUGAAGCAGUUGAAGAACUUGUAUGACCCGUCGAGGUAUCGAUCCUAUCGAAGCACUCGCUAUCUUCCCACUUCUUUCCCCCUCAUUUCUCUAUCCUCUAUCUACAGGGCCAGGUUCCACUCGUCCUUGCUCCAGCUCCAGCUCCAGCUCCAGCUCCAUCCCUACGGCUUGCACGCGACAAAAAUGGAGGACGAUAUGGCAAGUCACUACCAGAUGAUGGAAGAGCUGGGCAGUGGUAGCUUUGGAACGGUAUACAAAGCCAUUGACAAGGCUACGGGCGAGAUCGUAGCGAUCAAGCAUAUCGAUCUCGAGUCCAGCGAAGAUGAUAUUCAGGAAAUCCAGCAGGAGAUCUCGGUUCUUGCCACCUGCGCCAGUCCAUUCGUCACGCAAUACAAGGCUAGUUUUCUUCGAGGACAUAAGUUGUGGAUUGUCAUGGAAUUCCUCGGUGGAGGAUCGUGUCUGGACCUGCUCAAACCCGGAGUCUUCAACGAAGCACACGUCGCCAUUAUUUGCCAACAACUGCUACUCGGACUCGACUACCUGCACAGCGAAGGCAAGAUUCACCGCGACAUCAAAGCCGCCAAUGUACUUCUGUCGCACACGGGCAAAGUGAAGCUAGCGGAUUUCGGGGUUGCCGCGCAAUUGAUCAACAUCAAAUCCCAGCGCAACACAUUUGUCGGAACACCAUUCUGGAUGGCCCCGGAAGUCAUUCAACAGUCUGGGUAUGAUUAUAAGGCGGACAUCUGGUCGCUCGGAAUUACUGCAAUCGAAAUGAUAAACGGCGAGCCACCCCAUGCGAGCACCCACCCCAUGAAGGUGCUCUUCCUUAUUCCCAAAGAACCCGCCCCGCGCCUACAGGGAGAUCAGUACAGCAGUACAUUCAAGGACUUCAUCACACAGUGUUUGACCAAAGAUCCCGAUCGGCGACCGAGCGCGAAGGAGCUUCUACGGCACAAAUUCAUUCGCAAUGCGGGAAAGACGGAGGCACUACAAGAGUUGAUUCAUCGCAAGCAGGAUUUCGAUGCUGGACGAGGAGUGACCCACAAGAUUAAGUAUUAUGCGGAGUCGCUGAAUACUAUUCGGAACCUGAACGACGACGAUGGGUGGAUUUUCGACACGGUGAAAGCUUCUACAACGACUAUACGUGAAGUCGAAGACGACGAGGAGAAUGAGCCCGAGCCCGAGCCACAGGAAGACUGGGUUUUCGACGAAACCGCCGACAUGAUGGACGAUCUUUAUGUGUCCAGCCCUCCGUCAAAGCAUGCGACCAACACCGCAGUACGACGAACUCAAGCUCCCGACCACAGCCCAUCAAUUCGACGGGCCAAGCGACGGUCGAGUGGAGUGAAGCAGCCUCUCGGAGUGGAUAUGAGUUUCGGCAACAGCCCAUCGACGGUGCGGCAGUUCCGUCGGGUGUCGGACAACAAGAGCCCCAGCGACGCAUCUUACCCGCCGCAGUACCUUUUCGGAGGGGAUGAAAAUGCUAGUCCGAAGACGCUAUUCUCCGAGCCGAACAGCAAGGAAGCACAACUGGGGCGUCGGGCGUACAGCAAGGCGGUCGGGCUCGCCUGCCAGGAAGUGUUGGGGACCACGGGCGACCAAGAGAAGCGGGAAGCGAUUUCACGGCUGGCGGAGGCCUGGAGUGAUCUGGAGAUGGUCGAUCCCGAGGGACUCUAUCAUAUCCUCCGAGCGACGACGGAGAAGCUACAGAGUGACCCGAAGCUGGCCAGUCUCGUCCCACCCGCAGCUCCACCGGGCGAUUCCCCACAGAGGCCGCGACUGGUUUUGGCGCAGAGCAACCCACACCUCAAAUCCCACCGGCGCCGCCAGAGCGCCGCCGUGGCCGAGCCUAGCCUUCAACCCACCCAGCUCGCAAACCUCCCCGGGCAACAGGUGCCGGGGAUGGAACACACCAAGCAGUUGUCAGACGUGCUCUAUCAGCGUUGGUCCGAAGGCCUGCGCAACCGAUGGCCCGGAAUCUAG
Molecule: messenger RNA, 3555 nt
Organism: Aspergillus brunneoviolaceus CBS 621.78
Lineage: Eukaryota; Fungi; Ascomycota; Eurotiomycetes; Eurotiales; Aspergillaceae
Product: Pkinase-domain-containing protein
Exons: 8
Coding region: 1-3555 (1184 amino acids)
Biological process (GO): protein phosphorylation
Cellular component (GO): mitochondrion
Molecular function (GO): ATP binding; protein kinase activity; FAD binding
Source: RefSeq, a predicted model, not a curated record